AUGGAGAACGGCACAGAAGGCAAGAACUUCUACAUCCCCAUGAACAACAGGACGGGGCUUGUCAGGAGUCCUUUCGAAUAUUCACAGUACUACCUGGCAGAUCCAUGGCAAUUCAAACUUUUGGCCUUGUACAUGUUUUUCCUGAUCUGCACUGGAUUCCCCAUCAACUUCCUGACACUGCUGGUCACGGCGCAGAACAAGAAGCUCCGACAGCCUCUCAACUUUAUCCUGGUUAACUUGGCUGUGGCUGGACUCAUCAUGGUCGUCUUUGGAUUCACAGUUACCAUUUACUCUUGCCUCAACGGCUAUUUCUCCAUGGGACCCAUGGCCUGCACUAUCGAGGGAUUCAUGGCCACACUCGGAGGUCAAGUGUCUCUGUGGUCUCUCGUGGUUCUUGCCGUUGAGCGAUACAUCGUGGUCUGUAAACCCAUGGGCAGCUUCAAAUUCACAGCCACCCACUCUGCGAUAGGCUGCGGCUUCACCUGGAUGAUGGCUUGUGCCUGUGCCGUUCCCCCUCUGUUCGGCUGGUCCAGGUACAUCCCUGAGGGUAUCCAGGUCUCAUGCGGACCUGACUACUACACUCUGGCUCCAGGCUACAACAACGAAUCCUAUGUGAUGUACAUGUUCAGCUGCCACUUCUGUGUUCCAGUCUUCCUCAUUUUCUUCACCUAUGGCAGCCUUGUGCUGACAGUCAAAGCCGCUGCAGCCCAGCAGCAGGACUCUGCAUCCACCCAGAAGGCUGAGAAGGAAGUGACACGUAUGUGCAUCCUGAUGGUGAUGGGCUUCCUCUUUGCCUGGACCCCAUAUGCCAGCUUUGCCGCAUGGAUCUUUUUCAACAAGGGAGCUGCCUUCUCAGCCAUCUCCAUGGCCGUCCCUGCUUUCUUCUCAAAGAGCUCAGCUUUGUUCAAUCCCAUUAUCUACAUUCUGAUGAACAAACAGUUCCGUAACUGCAUGCUGAGCACUAUUGGAAUGGGCGGCAUGGUGGAGGAUGAGACCUCAGUAUCUACCAGCAAGACAGAAGUCUCCUCCGUGUCCUAA
Messenger RNA from Stegastes partitus (bicolor damselfish), 1038 nucleotides. RefSeq names its product green-sensitive opsin. The coding region runs from base 1 to 1038 and encodes 345 amino acids. The transcript is spliced from 5 exons. The record is from RefSeq and is a predicted model, not a curated record. Gene Ontology annotation, biological process: visual perception; phototransduction; G protein-coupled receptor signaling pathway. Lineage: Eukaryota; Metazoa; Chordata; Actinopteri; Pomacentridae. Gene Ontology annotation, cellular component: membrane. Gene Ontology annotation, molecular function: G protein-coupled receptor activity.